GUGGUUGGUUUAACUUUGGAUCUCACCUAUGGUUUUCUUUACUGGCUUGUGCAAGAUAGCCUAUGGCUAAACCUAUACAGAGUUUCUCUUUGCCAAGAAGGUUGUGGUAAUGCCAUCAUCACAGAAUUUGCAGCAUGGAGUACUUCAGAAAUAUCUCAGGGUGCACUGGGAUACUACAGUGGUCGUCUGUUCUGGACUAAUAGUCUUCAGUUCAUUACAACUCAGGAAGUCAAUCAGAGCCUUAGCAUUCCCUUCUCACAACCAGCAGAGUUUGCAGCCUUUACCCUUGUUCACACAUCACUUAAACCUUUGCCAGGAAAUUUUUCUUUUGCACCAGAAGUGAUUCCACAUUCAGUGCCUGAGUCUUCCUUCAGGAUUGAAAGAAAUUCUUCAAGUUUUCACAUCACUUGGAGUCCCUCCACAAAUGUGGAGUGGGGAACUGUCUUUUACUGCGUGGGAUCAAAAGCUCUACAGGUGAGGACUUUGGAGGGUGAACGGUGCCUCCAUCCCCAUAACCUAACAGUGCCAUCCUACCGUGUUGAUUGGCUGGAACCAUUUGCACUCUUUGAUUUUACUGUCACUCCGUACACAUACUGGGGCAAGGGACCAACAACAUCUGUAUCCCUUCGAGCCCCUGAAGGAGUUCCUUCAGCCCCUACAAACCCUAGAAUAUAUGUGUUACGACAUAACCUACAUGAAGGUGAUGAGAAAGUCCUUGUGGAGUUCAGGUGGGACAGACCUGAAAGUGACAACGGAAUAUUAACACAGUUCAGGGUUUACUAUCAAUUAUUGAGUCAGAGUGCCACUGCUGACACUUUCACAGAGUGGAACACGAGCAACGUUAAACCCACCCUGAUGUUCUUUUCUCUCAGGGAUGUGCUUCCCAGCCUCACAGUAAGGUUUCAGGUGCAAGCCUUCACCUCUGUGGGCCCAGGACCCUUGUCUGAUAUAGCGGAGAGGAAUUCAUCAGAUCUUUUCCCUGUCCCAACUCUUAUAAUUGUUUCUGCCAACAAGUUAUUUCUUACUGACAUAGACAAUAAUCAUACCAUAUGGGAACUUUCAGCAAAGACAAAUGUAAAGGACAUCUGUUAUACUGCUAAUGAUGGCAAAGCGUACUAUAUCGUAGAGGAUUCUCUUUUUCUUCUGAACAUACAGACUACUUCAAAGUUUCAGCUUUUCAAAGAUGCGUAUCUUCACAAUGCCACAGCCAUCACAGCUGACUGGAUUGCAAGACAUCUCUUUGUUGCCCUGAAAACACCAUGGAAUGAAACACAAAUAUUUGUUAUUGAUCUUGAGCUCAAGAUAAAAUCUCUAAAAGCCUUGAACAUACAGCUGGGUAAAAGUAAUUCAACUGUAUCAUCUCUGUUGUCAUAUCCUUUCUUAAGCCGCUUGUACUGGAUGGAAGAGCUUGAUUAUGGCAGCCGCAUGUUUCAUUAUGAUCUUCUGAAUAACACUGUGCACCACAUUUUGGGAUAUAUAUCGGCAGAAGAACAGAUGAGGAACUACUGCACCUGUAACGUGGCAGAAGCAGAGCUAGGAAGCCCUAUGACUAUAGAUGUGUCUGACUCCAAGAAUCCCCAGUUGCUCUUUAUCAGACGAAGAGAUGAAAUAUGGGCCUCAGAUGUGGAUGGUUGCCACUGCUGGAGAAUUGCCAAAAUACCAAGUUUUCAAGGUAAGAAAAUUGGCAGCUUGACUGUAGAUAAGAAAUUUAUAUACUGGAGCACUGAAACAAAGGAAUACACUGAAAUUUGGCUAACAGAUAAAGAAAGCACAAGACAUUUUCUUCAGAAAAGAACAAAUGAUGAGCUGAAAAUCUUAGCCUACAGCUCAGCAGCGCAAUUAUAUCCAGAUAAAAGAUGUCUGAUUCUACUGCCAGACACUGAGAAACCUACUAUCCUUGAUAGAACGAACACCAGUUUUACAUUAAGCUUGCCAUCUGUCACACCACAGCAGCUAUGCCCCGGCGUAUCGCAGCCUACGCUGACAUAUCUGGUAUUUCUCGGACAAGUGACUAACAACCGCAGAAAUUCAAGCUGCUGUUUGUCUCCUCUACAGCAAAAAACAUUGGAAUUUCAGGGUCCUAUAGCCAUCAUAGAUAACCUACAGCCAUUUUCAAGUUAUGUCAUACAAAUUGCAGUGAAAAACUACUAUUCAGAUGAGGAAGUGCUGCCUAUGGGAAAAGAGACAAUUGGCACAACUCUAUAUGGAGUACCAGAGGCAGUUGAUUCCAUUAAGAUAGUGGUUUUGUCUGACACCACCAUCAACAUAUCUUGGAGUGAACCUCUGAAGCCAAAUGGACCUCUAGAAUCCAUCCGCUAUCAAAUCUCUGUCAAUUUAUUACCUCCUGUCCCAGCAACACCCUUGAGAAAAAGUGAAUUUCCAAAUGGGACUCUUGCCUGGUCUGUCAGUGGACUCCCAUCCGGAACAAACAUUUUAUUCAAGGUUCUUGCUUUUCAUCCUGAUGAGAACUGGUUUUCUGAAAGUGUCCCUGUUAUUGCAAAAACUUUUGAGACUCCACCUGCACCAGUCAACAUAGUUCCCAGAAAUACCAGUUUCCAGCUAGAAUGGAGAGCUCCUCUGCAUGUCAAUGAAACCAGCUUCUGCUUUGAGCUGUGUAAGUGGCAAACAAAAAGUGACUGCUUUUCUCCUGCAAGUACUACAUGCACAGCAGAUCUUGUUUACACAUGCAAUCUCACAGGAAUGCUUCCUUCAACCAACUACUUUGUAAGAGUAACAGUAGUUUAUGUUACAGGAGCAAAAAGCACUUCCUCUUCAACAAGCUUUAAAACUACAGCUGGUGUUCCCAGUAAGCCAGGAACUCCAAAAAGAGCAGAAGACAUUAAAGACUCUGUACAGUGGGAAAAGGCUGAUGACAAUGGAAGCAACCUGACCUACUACAUCUUAGAAAGCAGGAAGCAGUCUGACAACAGCAGCAAAGCACAGUCCAUGUGGGAGGUGGUUUACAAUGGCUCCUGUGCCAGUAUUUGCACAUGGAAGGCCAAGAACUUAGUAGGAACUUUCCAGUUCAGAGCAGCAGCUGCAAAUGUGCUGGGACUUGGUGAAUACAGUGACGCAAGCAAGGAUAUAAUUUUGGGUGAAGAUACUAUGAUCUCCCCAGACACCAUCAUUGCUAUUGCUGCUGUGAUUGGAGUUGUUGUGCUGGGCUUGACUGUGGUCAUGUUAUUUGGUUUUGUAUGGCACCAAAGAUGGAAAUCCAGAAAACAGGCCUUGCCUGGACAGGUAGUGUUUAUCAAGGAAGAUAAAGAACUAGCUCAACUCAGGUGGACAGCUGAGACAGUGGGACUAGCCAAUGCCUGUUAUGCUGUGAGCACACUUCCUUCUCAAGCAGAGAUUGAAUCAUUGCCAGCUUUCCCUCGGCACAAACUGAACUUACACAAAUUGUUGGGAAGCGGAGCAUUUGGAGAGGUGUAUGAAGGGACUGCAGUAGACAUCCUGGUGGACGGAAGUGGAGAAUCCAAAGUAGCAGUCAAGACUCUGAAGAAGGGUGCGACAGACCGUGAGAAAAGUGAAUUCUUGAAGGAGGCACACCUAAUGAGUAAAUUUGAUCACCCCCACAUUCUGAAAUUGCUUGGUGUGUGCCUGUUAAAUGAACCUCAGUACCUUAUACUGGAGCUGAUGGAAGGAGGGGAUCUACUUAUCUAUUUACGAGGAGCCAGAAAACAACAGCUCCAGAGUCCCUUACUGACAGUGAUUGACCUCUUGGAUAUAUGUUUGGAUAUUUGCAAAGGCUGUGUCUAUUUAGAGAAAAUGCAUUUUAUACACAGGGACCUGGCUGCUCGCAACUGCCUUGUGUCUGAGAAGGAAUAUGAGAGCUCCUCCCGGGUGGUAAAGAUUGGCGAUUUUGGACUUGCUAGAGAUAUCUAUAAAAGUGAUUAUUACAGGAAAAGAGGAGAAGGCCUACUCCCUGUCAGAUGGAUGGCUCCUGAAAGCCUCAUUGAUGGUGUCUUUACAAAUCGCUCUGAUGUCUGGGCUUUUGGAGUCUUAAUGUGGGAAAUAUUAACUUUGGGUCAACAACCAUAUCCAGGUUUCUCCAAUACGGAAGUUUUACACUAUGUACGAUCAGGAGGAAGGCUUGAAUCUCCAAACAAUUGUCCUGAUGACCUAUGUGAUUUAAUGGUGAGAUGCUGGGCCCAAGAACCUCACAACAGACCUACUUUCUCUUAUAUUCAGGACAAACUGCAAGAGAUAAGACACUCUCCACUGUCCGUCAUCCGCUACCUUGAAGACAAAGAGACAGCAACUGGAGUCAUCAACCAAGCCUUUGAAGAUAGUGACGUUCCAUGUGCAGAUUCGGACAGUAUUCUUUCAGCCAUGCUAAUGGAAACAAGGAAUCAAGAGGGCUUAAAUUAUUUGGUAUUAGUCAAAGAAGGCAGCCAAGAUCAAGGAAGCAUCAAUUCUACUGAGCUUAGUUAA
Messenger RNA from Leptosomus discolor (cuckoo roller), 4434 nucleotides. The record is from RefSeq and is a predicted model, not a curated record. NCBI's taxonomy places the organism in Eukaryota, Metazoa, Chordata, Aves, Leptosomiformes, Leptosomidae.